Clupea harengus (Atlantic herring) is the source of this 277-nucleotide messenger RNA. RefSeq names its product chloride channel protein 2-like (gene clcn2b). Gene Ontology annotation, biological process: chloride transport; transmembrane transport. The record is from RefSeq and is a predicted model, not a curated record. NCBI's taxonomy places the organism in Eukaryota, Metazoa, Chordata, Actinopteri, Clupeiformes, Clupeidae. Gene Ontology annotation, molecular function: voltage-gated chloride channel activity. The annotation marks the transcript as partial. The transcript has 2 exons. Gene Ontology annotation, cellular component: plasma membrane.
CAGAUCUCGCACAUCCUGCCCAUCAUGAUCGCCGUGAUCCUGGCCAACGCCGUCGCCCAGAGCCUCCAGCCUUCCAUCUACGACUCCAUCAUCCGCAUCAAGAAGCUGCCCUACCUGCCCGAGCUGGGCUGGGGACACCACGAGAAGUAUAACAUCCGUGUGGAAGACAUCAUGGUGAGGGAUGUGCGUUACGUCACCCUGAACUCCACCUACAGAGACCUGCACGACGUGCUGCUCAGCGGGCACCUGAAAACACUCGCACUCGUGGAGUCUGCAG